CCAAUCGUAAAUGCCCUUCCCCAAUCCUCCCGAAAGUUAUAAAAAGGCCGAAUGCGGAACAGUUUUUUUCAUUCUCUGUUUAGAAGUGUGUGAAAAUGAGUGGACGAGGGAAAGGUGGUAAGGCUAAGAGCAAACCCAAGUCUCGCUCGUCCCGGGCCGGACUGCAGUUCCCGGUGGGCCGUGUUCAUAGACUCCUGAGGAAGGGUAAUUAUGCUGAGCGGGUGGGUGCCGGAGCCCCGGUCUAUCUGGCUGCUGUGCUCGAGUAUCUGACGGCUGAAAUUCUCGAGUUGGCCGGCAACGCGGCCCGAGACAACAAGAAGACGCGCAUCAUCCCCAGACACCUGCAGCUGGCCGUCCGCAACGACGAGGAGCUCAACAAGCUGCUGGGAGGAGUGACCAUCGCUCAGGGCGGGGUGCUGCCCAAUAUCCAGGCCGUGCUGUUGCCCAAAAAAAGCAGUGCAACCACCAACCCCAAGGGAGGUUAUGGAGGGUUCGCUGUUGAAGUACGAUCAGGGCCGGGAUUGCGAUGUGACUCAGGACAGUCCCAGCACAGCCAACUGUUGCUGAUAAACAGCAUCAGUAACGGCAAAUAUCUACCUCACGACGAUGCACUUUGUGUAAAGUCACUGGUUUAUGGAGCUUCACUUGGAGCUGGUGUACUUGGUGACCGCCUUUGUCCCUUCCGACACGGCGUGCUUGGCCAGCUCCCCGGGCAGCAGCAGGCGCACGGCGGUCUGGAUCUCCCGAGAGGUGAUGGUCGACCGCUUGUUGUAAUGGGCCAGACGGGAAGCCUCGCCCGCGAUGCGCUCGAAAAUAUCGUUCACGAACGAGUUCAUGAUGGUCAUGGCCUUGGAGGAGAUGCCGGUGUCGGGGUGAACCUGCUUCAUCACCUUGUAGACGUAGAUGGAAAGUGCGUGAAAAUGAGUGGACGGGGAAAAGGUGGUAAGGCUAAGAGCAAACCCAAGUCUCGCUCGUCCCGCGCCGGACUGCAGUUCCCGGUGGGCCGAGUUCAUAGACUCCUGAGAAAGGGUAAUUAUGCUGAGCGGGUGGGUGCCGGAGCCCCGGUCUAUCUGGCUGCUGUGCUCGAGUAUCUGACGGCUGAAAUUCUCGAGUUGGCCGGCAACGCGGCCCGAGACAACAAGAAGACGCGCAUCAUCCCCAGACACCUGCAGCUGGCCGUCCGCAACGACGAGGAGCUCAACAAGCUGCUGGGAGGAGUUACCAUCGCUCAGGGCGGGGUGCUGCCCAAUAUCCAGGCCGUGCUUUUGCCCAAAAAAAGCGGCGGACCCACCAACCCCAAGGGGAAAUAAAGUGAAACGUCAGUUAAAA
Messenger RNA from Mobula hypostoma (lesser devil ray), 1329 nucleotides. RefSeq lists its product as uncharacterized. NCBI's taxonomy places the organism in Eukaryota, Metazoa, Chordata, Chondrichthyes, Myliobatiformes, Myliobatidae. The transcript has 4 exons. Gene Ontology annotation, biological process: heterochromatin formation. The record is from RefSeq and is a predicted model, not a curated record. Gene Ontology annotation, molecular function: DNA binding; structural constituent of chromatin; protein heterodimerization activity. Bases 96 to 1310 code for a protein of 404 amino acids. Gene Ontology annotation, cellular component: nucleosome; chromatin.